CAGGCCGCAGAUGAGAGCGAACGGUAGGUUUUCCACGCGUCCACUCUCUGGACAGUCGUUUACACUCAUGUCGUCUGCGAUAUAUGUUAUAAACCAAUACUUAAGUCGUGAAGAGAUGUCUAAAUUGAUAGACAUUUCGAUUAGAUAUUGAAAGAAAUUAGUGUUUGACAAAAGGACUGAAUUUCUGAAACAAUUAAUACAUAGAAUUAGAAAAACAUUGGAAAACCGCACUAAUAUGGAAGACGACAGGAUAUCAGUCCUCGAAACACAGUUAUCUCAGGCGAGACUCAUUGCUGAAGAGUCUGACAAGAAAUAUGAAGAGAUGGCUCGACGUAUAGCUAUGUUGGAGGCGGACUUAGAACGCGCUGAAGAGAGAGCUACUACUGGCGAGGGCAAAAUCGUUGAACUCGAGGAAGAGUUGCGAGUCGUCGGCAAUAACUUGAAAUCACUUGAAGUUAGCGAAGAAAAGGCCCAACAAAGAGAGGAGGCGUACGAACAACAGAUUCGCAUUUCUACCGCUAAGCUAAAAGAGGCAAUGCAAAAGGAGGAGACAUAUGAAAUGUCUAUAAGACAACAGAGCCAGAGAUUGCAAGAGGCCGAAGCGAGAGCCGAGUUCGCCGAGAGAUCCGUUCAGAAACUCCAGAAAGAAGUGGACAGACUUGAAGAUGAUCUGUUGGGCGAACGCGAAAAGACACAUCUCUUGCAAGAAGAGGUCGAAACUACGCUAAAAGAUUUGCAGUCGAUGUGAAUUUAGUUGGCAUUUAGGCCCCAAAAAACAAUUAACUUAACGUUUCAAUGAUUUUGUGUUCGUUUACUAACUUUAAAUUUUAUUAAAUAUUUGUCAUUUGCAUUAAUAAUAACGAUAUAAACCUUAUAUACAAUACAAUACUGCCUGACAUUGGAUGCACAGAAUCACGCAUUUUAUACAUUACUUAAUUAAUCAAAUCGUCAUAAUAUUAGUAACGCUUAAUUAUUAUAUGCUUUAUAUGAUUGCAUCGAUUGGAUAUGUCUUAGAACGAAUUGGUUCACGAGAAGGAGAAAUACAAAUCGAUUUCGGAUGAGUUGGACCAGACUUUUGCCGAACUCACCGGUUAUUAAAUGGUUAAAACAGUUUAUAUUUGGCUCUUCUGUUGUGUUGAAUCAAUCGUUUUCUUUAAGACAAUACAUACUCCGAUCCAAUGCUUUAUACACUUUCGCUCUAAUAUUGGUUUUAUUCCAUAAAAUUCUUAU
This is a messenger RNA of Medioppia subpectinata, 1230 nucleotides long. The record is from the annotation of a GenBank genome assembly. Lineage: Eukaryota; Metazoa; Arthropoda; Arachnida; Sarcoptiformes; Oppiidae.